AUGCCAAACAACCUAGUGAGGAAGAAAAAACGAACGAACGAAUAUGCCCAAACCAAAAGAACUGAACCAAAGAGUCAACAAAGCAACCAGGAGAGAUGUGAUAGGCAUGAUUCCCAAUUCAAUAAACCCAGUAUUGCUAUACUGGAUUCUAUGCUUAAACAUUUGAAUAUCAAAAGAAUGCAAAAUGGACUGAGUAAACAGAAAAUUAAUAUUAAAACAUUCCCAGGUGCAGGAAUUGAUCAAAUGAAACAUAUCGUUCCUACCCUGAACACAACGCUGGACAAACUUAUUCACAUUGGAACCAAUGACCUCCAUAACAAAACACCAGAUAACCUACUGAA
Paramuricea clavata is the source of this 341-nucleotide messenger RNA. Lineage: Eukaryota; Metazoa; Cnidaria; Anthozoa; Malacalcyonacea; Plexauridae. The record is from the annotation of a GenBank genome assembly.